AUGAAAGAAGUGGGCAUUGCUCUGCCCAAGUCGAGAGGCGUGGGCGUGGGAGUACUGGCGGCCCUCCUAUUGUGCUUCAUUUUCUACUAUUUCUACGGGGGUUACAUGACGUUGGCGCUCUUCGCUGGAAUCAUCCUGUUGAUAUUUUACUAUGCCCAGGACCUGCUGCUCUAUCAUCCGGACCUGCCAGCCAACUCCCGCAUUUACAUACCCAUUCCGACGAUGCACAACCUGCCCCACAUUACGGUCAGCAUCAAAACCCCCGACAAUGUCACCCUGCACGCCUUCUGGAUAAUCCAGCCGGAGGAGCGCUCCAAGUCGGUGCCCACGCUGCUCUACUUCCACGGCAACGCUGGCAACAUGGGACACCGCAUGCAGAACGUUUGGGGAAUCUACCACCACCUGCACUGCAAUAUUCUAAUGGUGGAAUAUCGUGGUUACGGACUCUCCAACGGUGUGCCCACUGAACGAGGAUUGGUAACCGAUGCACGGGCCGCCAUUGAUUACCUGCACACCCGCCACGACCUGGACCACUCGCAACUGAUCCUCUUCGGGCGCUCCCUGGGCGGAGCUGUCGUCGUGGACGUGGCGGCCGAUACCGUCUAUGGCCAGAAGCUAAUGUGCGCAAUUGUGGAGAACACAUUUAGCAGCAUACCGGAAAUGGCCGUGGAGCUGGUUCAUCCCUCUGUGAAGUAUAUACCAAAUCUAUUGUUUAAGAAUAAGUACCAUUCCCUGAGCAAGAUAGGCAAGUGUUCGGUCCCCUUUUUGUUUAUAUCGGGCCUUGCGGACAACUUGGUGCCACCGCGCAUGAUGAGGGCCUUAUAUACCAAAUGCGGCAGCGAGCUAAAGCGCCUGCUUGAGUUCCCCGGAGGAUCGCACAACGACACCUGGAUAGUGGACGGGUACUACCAGGCAAUCGCAGGAUUUUUAGCCGAGCUACAGCAGCAGCCUUCGCCUCUUUUGAAAGCGCCAGAAAAGAGCAAUGUCUGGGUGGAGCUGGAGCAUAAAAUCAUUGAUGUAUAACUUCGAGGCAUCAAGUGUUCAAUUGACUGUGUUAACACUGCGAAUGGUUUAAUACUUAUAUAUAUACACACACACACAUAAUAUUAGUCUGUAUCUGACAGGGUUUUAAUCCGGACGUUGCUAUAUGCCGUGUUGCUUAUUAUGUGCAGAGAGUAACGUGCUAGCGGAGUUGGCUGUUGAAUUUUAAAUAUCUAAAAUCCACAUUAGAAUCCGAAUUUUUCCAAACUCCUAACGGCGCGAAGUAUAUUUGUACUGAGCUUUCUAACCUACUAUUCGACACAAUUGGUGACCAUUCGAGACUAUAAAAAUUAAUCAGUAUUUCACAAGAAAUAAACUCAUUGUCUGAACUGAUUCCUAGUUUGCCAGAAUUGUUUAUAAGAGCUUUCAUCCCUAGCACGUUUACAUUUUGUGCUGGUUCCAUUUUUGAAAUGUUAAACUAUUUAAUUGUUAAGAUUGCUAGGAAAGCCAGAAAAACUAUCUUAAGUUUAGACCUAAGUAACCGAACGACGGCAAGUUGAUAAACAAUAAACUGCUAACAACUGCUAGAAUCCAA
This is a messenger RNA of Drosophila suzukii, 1576 nucleotides long. RefSeq names its product abhydrolase domain containing 13-like protein Bem46 (gene Bem46). Lineage: Eukaryota; Metazoa; Arthropoda; Insecta; Diptera; Drosophilidae. Gene Ontology annotation, molecular function: palmitoyl-(protein) hydrolase activity. Gene Ontology annotation, cellular component: membrane. The record is from RefSeq and is a predicted model, not a curated record.